AUGGCAGACACUACUCCGGACACUGCAGUCUCUAAUGUGACCGAACCUGCCAAGAAGAAGAGGAAGUAUUCCAAAAAUGGAUGCCUUGAAUGUAAGAGAAAGAAGGUUAAAUGUGAUGAGACGAAGCCUAUGUGUUGGCAGUGCACGCAUUUGUCUCUUGAAUGUGUUUAUAAGACCAAAGAGUUUCAAUUUGUUGUUUCUGGGGGACCCAAUAAAUCUCGAGUAAACUCUAAAGUGACCUCAGUCUCGGAUAAAAAGAGAAAGAAUAAGGAAGAUGGCGAUCUGCAUAGGAAAAACAUGGAACAUCAUUCAUCAUCUGAUACUAGAAAACUCUCGAACAAUGAACGUGACGUGGAUUUUGAGCAUGCUGCAACCAAUGCGAUUGGUAAUGACGAAGAUGAUUUGAAUGCGCUAUUGAACGAUGCGCUUCUCUUUGCUAAUGAUUUAUUCUCCAAGCUGCCCGAAACAGACGCCGUGACCGCAAACCAAGGCCAACAGAAAAGUAUCAGUUCUAUCAAUGAUGACAUAGGCGGGCCCGUGUUCAACAGAUGGGAAGAGAUCGAAGGAAUGUUAGGAGAGGUAUCAAAAUCGGAAUUAUCAUAUUUGAAGAUAUUUUAUGACAAUGUAUCAUACUGGUUGAUGCCGCUAGCACAAUCACCGGAUUCUAACAUUUGUAACCAUAUCUUAUUCCAGCACGUAAUAAGAGCAAAUAAAAAACACGCCCGAGAAAAGUCUUACUUACAGAGUUCGAUGGUGUCAAUCAGUGCUAAAUAUGUCUACAAUGUUUACGGGAAAGAGCAUGAUAAUAUAAUUAGGAAACAUUUCUUGAGAAAAGCACUACAGCAAUUGUACCAAGAAUUCGAAUCUCUAUCCCAAGAAUCAUUGGGGUUUUCACAGAUAGACUCUUUGAAUUUAUGUGUGCUAUUGUUGACAUUGGAUAGUUCAACGUUUGGAACUCAAGAAUGGAAAUUCCAUCUACGAGGAGCUAAGGAUCUACUUAUGAAAUACAACGACAACAGAGAAAUGGUGACUGGAAGCACUGGGAGCACACUUUUGCAUAGGAGGACUGUAACACUAGCACGUAACUGGUUUUGUGCCAUUGCUAUAGUUGCUUGUGUAGCGAAAGGUAACCAUUUUUUCAAUGAAGCAGAAAUGGAGGAGAUGUUAGAUAUUGGAUCCAGUGAUUCAUCCAUGAGCGACAAUCUCAUGAAGCAGAUGGGAUUCAUAUCAGGGAAUAAUUAUAACACAUUUCUUGGGUAUUCGAAAGAGGGAAUAUUGCUUAUCAAGGAAGUGAUGAAAUGUCUUAAUGCAGAUACUGGCCAAGACGAUAACAACGAUAGUUUCCUUAACGUCUGCUCAUUGUUACAAGCAUCUCGAGAAUACCAAUUCUAUCCAAACACGUACGGGAAAGUUGAUACCGACAAUUACUCCCUGAUACCGUCAUUCACCUCAGAUGUGGCAUCCGUUGUGUUCCACAAGCUUUCUGUCUAUUCUAUAUACGAUUCCAUCCACCAGACCCAUGUGGAACUACUAUUUGUCACCUAUCUACUAAGAAGCGCUAAACUACCUGAAGACUGUUCGCUAGUGCUAAACUCUUGCAAACGAGUUUGGAAAAUGUUAGAGUGGAUGUUUUCAGACUGUAAUUUGACAAUAAUGGAAAUAAACAUGCUGACAGAACAGUUAGAAGCUGGUGAAAUAUACAACUACCCAAGCCUAAGAGAGAAACUAAAAUUUGAAUUGACCUCCAGGUGCAUCAUCGUACCAAUGCAGAAGGACUUCAGAUUGAUGAUGUUCCAAAGUAGCGUGAUUUUAUGUGCUGAGAAGCUAAUUUUAUUGGAUUCAAAUACACUACGGCUGACAAGAUGCAAAAUCCUAGCAUACUUCAUGACUAUGGCAGAAAACUUGGGUGCUGAAUCAGCAGCAAUAUCGAUCGCAUAUCUGAUUAGAAAAUGGUAUCCAAGACCAACGACCAUGCUCUCACAGAAUGAGGUGGACCUUGCUGAUGCGCUUCCAUUUUCUUGA
Kluyveromyces lactis is the source of this 2022-nucleotide messenger RNA. RefSeq names its product Zn(II)2Cys6 transcription factor. NCBI's taxonomy places the organism in Eukaryota, Fungi, Ascomycota, Saccharomycetes, Saccharomycetales, Saccharomycetaceae. The record is from RefSeq and is a predicted model, not a curated record. Gene Ontology annotation, biological process: positive regulation of transcription by RNA polymerase II. Gene Ontology annotation, cellular component: nucleus. The transcript has a single exon. Gene Ontology annotation, molecular function: DNA-binding transcription factor activity, RNA polymerase II-specific; zinc ion binding; transcription cis-regulatory region binding. Bases 1 to 2022 code for a protein of 673 amino acids.